UCGUAACUGAUUAAGCUAGCCACAGAAUAAACCAAUACCAAUACAAUGACCAAUACAUACACACAGAUAAGUGUCAAAAUCAAAGUAAACAAAUAGCCAACUUCAUCACUAUAGCUCUUGACCGAUGUCGAUUGUUUUGAUUAAAUCACAGCAACAUCGGGUUUCUGUAAUCAAUGUAUAAUUAGAAGUGGACGUGAAGUGUUGGAAAUUUCUGUUUCAUUUAGUUACAUUUUAGUUAAUGUUCAAUACAAUGCUGCAAAUGAAAUAUAUUUUUAUUUUUUUGGCAUUCACUUCAACGGUGUUUGGAGCGUAUGUUAUUGACAGUGGAAGGCGUAGAGGUAUCAAUGACAUUGAUGUGGAGGGUGAAUGUUCAAGCCUCACGGCGGAGCUAAUUGAAGAAAUUAAAGCAUAUCAACCGAUUGUCGAUGAAAUAACAAAUGCCAUUGUGAAUGGAAAAUUUUCUGGUGAUACCUGGAAUGCUUUGGCUGAAAUGACGGACAAAUUUGGUGCCAGAAUGACAGGUUCAAAGAGUUUAGAAAAUGCAAUCGAUUACAUGGUUGAUGAGUUGAAAAAAGCUGGUUUAGAUAACGUGCAUACGGAGAAUGCUACUGUGCCGCACUGGGAACGUGGCUAUGAAAAUUGUCAAAUGGUGUCACCCCGACAGGCAAAAAUUAAUAUUUGCGGUUUUGGGUUCACUGUUGGCACAUUAAGGGGCGGUUUAAUUGCUGAUGUUGUUGUUGUCGAGAGUUUUGAGGAAUUUGAUAAAUUGCCCGAGGCGACUGUUAAUGGAAAAAUCGUUUUAUUUGUGCCAGAAUGGCAGGGCUAUGGUAAAACUGUUGUGUAUCGUUCGCGAGCCGCGUCAGUAGCAUCGAAAAAAGGGGCGGUUGCGGCUUUGGUGCGAUCGAUUACACCAUAUUCAAUCGGAUCACUUCACACAGGUAUGCAACGGUACGCAGACGAUGUACAGAAGAAAAUUCCAGUCGCAGCCGUUACCGUCGAAGAUGCAUAUUCAAUGCUACGUAUGUAUCGACGUGGUGAAAAGAUCACAUUACACCUAGAAAUGGAAGAUAAGAAUUUGGGCGAUUUUGUUUCACGCAAUACAAUCGCUGAGUUGGCUGGCGAAAGCAGCACGCCAGUUGUAGUUGUUUCUGGUCACUUGGAUAGUUGGGAUAUAGGCGUUGGCGCCAUGGACGAUGGUGGGGGUGCAUUUAUUGCGUGGAAAGCAUUGCACUUAUUGAAACGGCUAAAUGUGAAACCACCAAAGAGAACAAUUCGUGCUAUUUUGUGGACAGGCGAAGAACAGGGAAUUGUUGGAGCAGCCGAAUAUGAAAAACAACAUAAAUCACGGGAAAAAGAAGAAUUCAAUUUUUUCAUCGAAAGUGAUAUGGGAACUUUCACGCCCCUUGGAUUAGAUUUCAGUGGAAACAAGGAAGCUGAGUGCAUUUUUAAGGAAGUUUUAAAACUUAUGGCUCCGUUAAAUGCCACCCAAUUCAAUUCACCAAUUGACGCUGGCCCCGAUAUAGAACAAUGGUCAACUCGUGGAUUCCCAGCUGCAAGUCUUCUAAACAAGAAUGAAAAAUAUUUUUACUACCAUCACUCGGCCGGCGACAGUAUGCUGGUAGAAAAUUCAGACGAUCUAGAUAAAAAUACCGCUCUAUUUGCUGCUGCGGCAUAUGUCAUUGCCGAUUUAAGUGUUGACAUGCCAAAAGAUAUUAAAGAUUAAAUUCUUGACAAUAAA
Molecule: messenger RNA, 1738 nt
Organism: Contarinia nasturtii (swede midge)
Lineage: Eukaryota; Metazoa; Arthropoda; Insecta; Diptera; Cecidomyiidae
Product: carboxypeptidase Q-like
Exons: 5
Coding region: 239-1723 (494 amino acids)
Biological process (GO): peptide catabolic process; proteolysis
Molecular function (GO): metallodipeptidase activity
Source: RefSeq, a predicted model, not a curated record